Molecule: messenger RNA, 1449 nt
Organism: Xenopus laevis (African clawed frog)
Lineage: Eukaryota; Metazoa; Chordata; Amphibia; Anura; Pipidae
Gene: ybx1.L
Product: Y-box binding protein 1 L homeolog
Cellular component (GO): P-body; extracellular region; cytoplasm
Molecular function (GO): nucleic acid binding
Source: RefSeq, marked provisional
GGAGAGAAGAGCGGACAGUAGGGAGCUCGAAAGGCAGCAGCCCCACCGCCGGCCUGAGUUACCAUCAACACCCCGGGGGGAAGUUAAAGCGAACCAACCGCCGGCCCGAGUCACCACCUCCGAAAGCAGCCAAACUUACACCAUCAAAGACACAAUGAGCAGCGAGGUUGAAACACAACAGCAGCAGCCAGACGCAUUGGAGGGCAAGGCCGGCCAGGAACCGGCGGCCACCGUGGGGGAUAAGAAGGUCAUCGCCACCAAGGUUUUGGGGACAGUCAAAUGGUUUAAUGUGCGCAAUGGUUACGGCUUUAUUAACAGGAAUGACACCAAGGAAGAUGUGUUUGUACACCAAACUGCCAUCAAGAAGAAUAACCCUAGGAAGUACCUUCGCAGUGUGGGAGAUGGUGAAACUGUUGAGUUUGAUGUAGUGGAGGGUGAAAAGGGUGCAGAGGCAGCUAAUGUAACUGGUCCAGAGGGUGUUCCAGUCCAAGGCAGCAAAUAUGCAGCAGACCGUAAUCAUUACAGGCGCUAUCCACGUCGCAGAGGUCCUCCACGCAACUACCAGCAAAAUUACCAAAACAACGAAAGUGGAGAAAAGGCAGAGGAGAAUGAGAGUGCACCAGAAGGAGACGAUUCAAAUCAACAGCGUCCAUACCACAGAAGGCGUUUCCCACCAUACUACACACGGAGACCAUAUGGACGCAGACCUCAAUACUCCAAUGCUCCUGUUCAAGGAGAUGAAGCAGAGGGAGCAGAUAGCCAAGGUACAGAUGAACAAGGCAGACCUGCGAGACAAAAUAUGUAUAGAGGCUUCAGACCACGAUUUCGCAGGGGACCCCCGCGACAGAGACAACCUAGAGAGGAAGGAAAUGAGGAGGACAAAGAAAAUCAGGGGGAUGAAACCCAGAGUCAGCCACCACCUCAACGUCGGUACCGCCGUAACUUUAACUACAGACGCAGACGCCCAGAAAACCCUAAAUCACAAGAUGGUAAAGAGACCAAGGCAGCCGAAACAUCAGCUGAGAACACGUCCACUCCCGAGGCUGAGCAGGGCGGGGCUGAGUAAAUACCGGCUUACCAACUCUACCACCAUCCGGUUUUUUGUCAUCAAAAUGUCAAGACAGAAAUUCCAGCAAUAAGAAAUGAACAAAGAAUUGGAACUGAAGACCUUAAGUGCUUGCUUUUUGCUCUUGACCAGAUAACUUCAUCCUGCAUGGAUAACUGCAGAGAUGGUUUUUGUUUUUUAUCUAAAAAGCUCCUUUUGGGAAUGACAAUUUUUUAAAAAAAACAUUUUUUCUCAAUGUACCUUCAAAGGUUUUUAAAUUGUUUCAUAUCUGGUCAAACUAAGAUUUUUAAGAACCUCAUUUUUAAUUUGUAAUAAGCGUACACCUAAUUGUUUUUCAAAAGUCAACAAACUGCAAGCAUCUGUUAAUAAAGGUCUUCACAUUA